AUGGAUACAUCGAAGCGUUACUUGAGUUACACUUUUGGCCACUCGGUGAAAUUCAAUCCUUCUAUUGAUGAUAUUUCUGGUAUUUUAUCAUCUGUUGGUAUUGAGGUUGACAAAGAACGAGCCACUAAGGUUAUCGCUGAAUUGAAAGGAAAAAAUGUUGCUGAAUUGAUCGCUGCUGGUUCUACUAAACUUGCUUCAGUUCCUUCUGGAGGUGGAGGAGGUGGUGGUGCCGCUGCUCCAUCCGGUGAUGCUGCUAAAGGAGAUUCACCAGCCAAAGAAUCAAAGAAGAAGAAAGAAGAAGAAGAGGAAGAAGAAGAUGACGACAUGGGUUUCGGUCUAUUCGAUUGAUCUCAUCAUUUACUUAUCACUCAAAAUUCUGUUUUUCUAUUCAUGAGAACGAUAGUAUUAUUUAUAAAUAUGAUCGUUAGAUAAACUAUUGUUGAUAAAAAUUCAAA
Panonychus citri (citrus red mite) is the source of this 455-nucleotide messenger RNA. RefSeq lists its product as uncharacterized. Gene Ontology annotation, biological process: cytoplasmic translational elongation. Bases 1 to 348 code for a protein of 115 amino acids. The record is from RefSeq and is a predicted model, not a curated record. The transcript has 3 exons. Gene Ontology annotation, molecular function: structural constituent of ribosome. Gene Ontology annotation, cellular component: ribosome; cytosolic large ribosomal subunit. NCBI's taxonomy places the organism in Eukaryota, Metazoa, Arthropoda, Arachnida, Trombidiformes, Tetranychidae.